This is a messenger RNA of Candida albicans SC5314, 1971 nucleotides long. It is a transcript of the gene HSP70, whose product is annotated as Hsp70 family chaperone. Lineage: Eukaryota; Fungi; Ascomycota; Pichiomycetes; Serinales; Debaryomycetaceae. Gene Ontology annotation, biological process: vesicle-mediated transport; protein refolding; SRP-dependent cotranslational protein targeting to membrane, translocation. Gene Ontology annotation, molecular function: ATP hydrolysis activity; misfolded protein binding; ATP-dependent protein folding chaperone. The record is from RefSeq and is a predicted model, not a curated record. The transcript has a single exon. The coding region runs from base 1 to 1971 and encodes 656 amino acids. Gene Ontology annotation, cellular component: nucleus; plasma membrane; cytosol.
AUGUCUAAAGCUGUUGGUAUUGAUUUAGGUACAACCUAUUCUUGUGUUGCUCAUUUUGCCAAUGAUAGAGUUGAAAUUAUUGCUAAUGAUCAAGGUAAUAGAACUACCCCUUCAUUUGUUGCCUUCACUGAUACUGAAAGAUUGAUUGGUGAUGCUGCCAAGAAUCAAGCUGCUAUGAACCCAGCAAACACUGUUUUCGAUGCUAAACGUUUAAUUGGGAGAAAAUUUGAUGAUCCAGAAGUUAUAAAUGAUGCUAAACAUUUCCCAUUUAAAGUCAUUGAUAAAGCAGGUAAACCAGUGAUUCAAGUUGAAUAUAAAGGUGAAACUAAAACAUUUUCACCAGAAGAAAUUUCUUCAAUGGUUUUAACAAAAAUGAAAGAAAUUGCUGAAGGUUAUUUGGGUUCUACUGUUAAAGAUGCCGUUGUUACCGUUCCAGCUUAUUUCAAUGAUUCUCAAAGACAAGCCACCAAAGAUGCUGGUACUAUUGCUGGUUUGAAUGUUUUAAGAAUUAUUAAUGAACCUACUGCUGCUGCCAUUGCUUAUGGUUUAGAUAAAAAAGGUUCCAGAGGUGAACAUAAUGUUUUAAUUUUCGAUUUGGGUGGUGGUACUUUUGAUGUUUCAUUAUUAGCCAUUGAUGAAGGUAUUUUCGAAGUUAAAGCCACUGCUGGUGAUACUCAUUUGGGUGGUGAAGAUUUUGAUAACAGAUUAGUCAACUUCUUUAUUCAAGAAUUCAAGAGAAAGAACAAGAAAGAUAUUUCCACCAACCAAAGAGCUUUAAGAAGAUUAAGAACUGCUUGUGAAAGAGCCAAGAGAACUUUGUCUUCUUCUGCUCAAACCUCAAUUGAAAUUGAUUCCUUAUAUGAAGGUAUUGACUUCUACACUUCAAUCACCAGAGCCAGAUUUGAAGAAUUGUGUGCUGACUUGUUCAGAUCCACUUUAGAUCCAGUUGGUAAAGUUUUAGCUGAUGCCAAGAUUGAUAAAUCCCAAGUUGAAGAAAUUGUCUUGGUUGGUGGGUCCACCAGAAUUCCAAAGAUUCAAAAAUUGGUUUCUGAUUUCUUUAAUGGUAAAGAAUUGAAUAAAUCUAUCAACCCUGAUGAAGCUGUUGCUUAUGGUGCUGCUGUUCAAGCUGCCAUUUUAACUGGUGAUACUUCUUCCAAGACUCAAGAUAUUUUGUUAUUGGAUGUUGCUCCAUUGUCAUUAGGUAUUGAAACUGCUGGUGGUAUCAUGACCAAAUUGAUUCCAAGAAAUUCUACUAUUCCAACUAAAAAAUCAGAAACUUUCUCCACUUAUGCCGAUAACCAACCAGGUGUUUUGAUUCAAGUGUUUGAAGGUGAAAGAGCUAAAACUAAAGAUAACAACUUGUUGGGUAAAUUUGAAUUAUCUGGUAUUCCACCAGCUCCAAGAGGCGUCCCUCAAAUUGAAGUUACUUUCGAUAUUGAUGCUAAUGGUAUCUUGAAUGUUUCUGCUUUAGAAAAAGGUACUGGUAAAACUCAAAAGAUUACUAUCACCAACGAUAAAGGUAGAUUAUCCAAAGAAGAAAUUGAUAAAAUGGUUAGUGAAGCUGAAAAAUUCAAAGAAGAAGAUGAAAAGGAAGCUGCUAGAGUCCAAGCCAAGAAUCAAUUGGAAUCUUAUGCUUAUUCAUUGAAAAACACAAUCAAUGAUGGUGAAAUGAAAGAUAAGAUUGGUGCAGAUGAUAAAGAAAAAUUAACUAAAGCCAUUGAUGAAACUAUUUCUUGGUUAGAUGCAUCUCAAGCUGCUUCUACUGAAGAAUACGAAGAUAAACGUAAAGAAUUAGAAUCAGUUGCUAAUCCAAUCAUUAGUGGUGCUUAUGGUGCUGCCGGUGGCGCUCCAGGUGGUGCAGGCGGAUUCCCAGGUGCUGGUGGCUUCCCAGGUGGUGCCCCAGGUGCCGGUGGUCCAGGUGGUGCUACUGGUGGUGAAUCAAGUGGACCAACUGUUGAAGAAGUUGAUUAA